AUGAGCACCGAGUCAUUGAAUGAGUUGAAUUGUUCAGGAAUUCCCCAACACCGGUUAGUUCUUAAAAUUGGUGUUCCUGUGAUGCUUCUUCGCAAUAUUGACCAAUCCAAUGGACUAUACAAUGGAUUGAACAUGUCACCUAAUAAUGAUACAUUACCGAUUAGGUUUACUCGACGACAGUUUCCGGUUGCGCUUUGCUUUGCGAUAACCAUAAACAAGUCCCAAGGUCAAAUGCUGUCAACCGUUGGCAUGUAUCUUCCAAGGCCUAUUUUUACUCAUGGACAUCUUUAUGUUGUGCUCUCUCGGGUCAGCAUGCAUUCUAGAAUGAAGAUAUUAUCUGUUGGUUCUAACGGCACAGUUUCAGAUCAUACUAUUAAUGUUGUCUAUAGAGAAGUUUUUACCGGCUUGCUUUCUAACAUUCUGCCUUGA
This is a messenger RNA of Arachis ipaensis, 429 nucleotides long. The record is from RefSeq and is a predicted model, not a curated record. Lineage: Eukaryota; Viridiplantae; Streptophyta; Magnoliopsida; Fabales; Fabaceae.